Molecule: messenger RNA, 600 nt
Organism: Camellia sinensis
Lineage: Eukaryota; Viridiplantae; Streptophyta; Magnoliopsida; Ericales; Theaceae
Source: RefSeq, a predicted model, not a curated record
AUGAUAAAAAAGGUGGAACAUAUAAGGGAAGUUUUGUCAGUCCAGCCCGCGGUUAAAAAGGGCAAGACCGAGGAGAAAGACGUGAUUAGUUUCCCCACAAGGGACCUAGAGCGCAUUCAAAUGCCACAGAACGACGCCCUAGUGGUCACCCUCCACGUCAGAGAGUUUGAUGUCAAGUGCAUCUUGAUUGACCAGGGAAGCUCGGUUGAGAUUAUGUACUACGAUACGUUCAAGCAACUCAAACUCCGAGAUACAAACUUGGCUCCGGUAACUUCGCCACUGGUUGGUUUCAACUCGCAACCGGAGUGGCCUAUGGGAAAGAUAAUUUUACCGGUCAAAGCUGGAUUCGUGGUCAAGCAGGUGGAGUUCUGUGUAUUGAAGGUGCCGUCUACGUAUAAUUUGAUCCUCGGUAGGGGAUGGCUUCAUGCUAUGCAGGCUGUAGCGUCAACCCACCACCAGGUUAUGAGAUUCCCCUCAGCUAUGGGGGAAAUUGAGGAAAUUUGGGGCGAUCAAGUCAUGUCGAAGCAAUGCUUCGUGGUAGUGAACGGGAGCCAGGCUACCAAAGUCUUUGUCCAAAUGAUUGAAGGACCGGAAGGCUAG